This is a messenger RNA of Oryzias melastigma (Indian medaka), 2995 nucleotides long. RefSeq names its product casein kinase 1, gamma 1 (gene csnk1g1). The transcript is spliced from 14 exons. Gene Ontology annotation, biological process: peptidyl-serine phosphorylation; signal transduction; positive regulation of canonical Wnt signaling pathway. Lineage: Eukaryota; Metazoa; Chordata; Actinopteri; Beloniformes; Adrianichthyidae. Gene Ontology annotation, cellular component: plasma membrane; cytoplasm; nucleus. The record is from RefSeq and is a predicted model, not a curated record. Bases 416 to 1834 code for a protein of 472 amino acids. Gene Ontology annotation, molecular function: ATP binding; protein serine/threonine kinase activity.
AUUUCCGGUGUGUUCGACCCUCUCACCAGCAGUGGAAGCAGACGAAGAAUGGAGAGAGCCGCUAACGGCUGUUAGCGUGAAACAUCAGCAACAAGAAGAGCCAACAAGCCCUCAUGUGGAGUCCCAGACGCACAUUAAUAUUAAUAAUAAAAUCAUUUAUAUCUCUCAAUCUGUGGCCUGGCCGUCUGGACUCACCACAUCAAGGGUCUUCAACAUUUGUCUGUAUCAAAUGUUGAGGUAGAGUAAGUCUUCAGAGGGUGAUCUAGGGGUGGAGAAGAGGCAGUGUUGGUAAACGGCACCAAGUUCUGGCCCAUGAGAGUGACUGCGCCGUCAAAGUGCUGCUAGUGACCAGGGCUGUGGCUGUGGUAGGCCCGGCCCAGGUGGCCUUAUUCUACAUCAGUCCAGGCGAGCGCUGAUGUGUGCUGCACGUGCCAUGGAUCAACAAAGGGAUAAAUAUGGCGAGCGGCCCGCCAGGAGCACUAAAGUCCCCCAAGGAAACCGCAGCGGACAUGCCAGACCAUCUGGCUCUUCGAGCUCCUCAGGGGUUCUCAUGGUGGGCCCAAAUUUUCGUGUGGGGAAGAAGAUUGGAUGUGGAAACUUUGGUGAAUUAAAGCUGGGAAAGAAUCUCUACACAAACGAGUAUGUAGCUAUAAAACUGGAACCAGUGAAGUCGAGGGCUCCCCAGCUGCACUUGGAAUAUCGGUUCUACAAAACCUUGGGGACUGCAGAGGGAGUCCCACAGGUUUUUUACUUUGGACCUUGUGGGAAAUACAAUGCCAUGGUCCUGGAGCUGCUAGGCCCAAGUCUAGAAGACCUCUUUGACCUCUGUGACAGAACCUUUUCCCUGAAGACCGUCUUAAUGAUAGCUAUUCAGCUGAUUUCACGAAUGGAGUAUGUGCAUUCUAAAAAUCUCAUCUAUAGAGAUGUCAAACCUGAAAACUUCCUCAUCGGGCGGCAAGGGAAUAAAAAAGAACACAUCAUCCACAUCAUCGACUUUGGCCUGGCCAAAGAGUACAUCGACCCCGAGACCAAAAAACACAUUCCAUACCGGGAGCAUAAAAGUUUGACCGGUACUGCCAGAUACAUGUCCAUUAAUACACAUUUGGGAAAAGAACAAAGCCGGCGAGAUGACCUGGAGGCUUUAGGCCACAUGUUCAUGUACUUCCUUCGUGGGAGUCUUCCUUGGCAAGGACUUAAGGCUGACACACUCAAAGAACGAUACCAGAAAAUUGGAGACACAAAGAGAAACACUCCCAUUGAGGUUCUAUGUGAAAACUUUCCAGAGGAAAUGGCCACCUACCUGAGGUAUGUGAGACGGUUGGACUUCUUUGAAAAGCCCGACUAUGAAUACCUGAGAGCUCUGUUUACCGAACUCUUCGAAAGAAAAGGAUACACCUUCGACUACACUUACGACUGGGUUGGCAGACAGAUACCCACACCAGUGGGGUCUGUCCAUAUAGAUUCUGGGGCAUCUGGAGUCACAAGAGAGAGCCACGCCCACAGGGACCGACCCUCGCAGCACCCUCCAAUCAGGAAUCAGACAGCAGCCUCAGAUCGGCGAGGAGCAUGGGAGGUGCAGCCCACACGGCAAGCAAACUCCACUUAUCUGACCUCCCACCUGGCAGCGGACAGGCACGGGGGAUCAGUGCAGGUGGUCAGUUCAACCAACGGGGAGCUGAAUGCGGACGACCCGCUGGCUCAUUCCAACGCCCCCAUAACGGCUCAGGCUGAAGUGGAAGUCGUCGACGAGGCCAACUGCGUGAAAAUGCUCAACCUGUGGUGCUGCUGCUUCUUCAAGCGAAAACGGAAGAAAAACACCACCAGGCACAAAUGAUGAGCCGGCGGCAGAGCGAAGCGUUCCACAUGUCCGGCUCCAGUGAUUUCAGACGGUUCCAUUCAGAAUUAAAGAGCAAGUCUAAAUGAAAAAUCUUGAUUGCUGGGACCAGUUCCACACGGCUCAUCAAGAUGUUUAGGAUGCCUGUGUCUUUUGAUGGGAGUUCUCUUUUUCAUCUUUUUACUUUUCCUUUUUCUGCUAAUUUAUAAUACAAGUUUUGUUGGUCAGUUGAACCAAAAGGGGGAGCCAUUUUUAUGAAAAUGUUGCAGAUGAUGAUUUUUUUUUUCCUCCUGUCAUCUUCGGUGUGUUUUUGCUCUGUGGUUUUUUGAGGGAGAGUUUCUUCUUCCUGUGGAAUUUUACCGCCUUCAUGUGCUGUUGUUUUGAUUUGAUCCUCAUCCUCAGUUAGUUUGCCAACUCACGGUGGCUUUUUUUUUUAUUUUUAUUUUUUUGGCGGUGGUUCCUGACGCAGGACUGAAUGUAAACCCAGGAGGAGCCCAGCGCACCGCCACGCCGACCAGCAGGUCUGCCGUUUGGCCCCCCUGCACUUUUUUUCUCUUCUCCAAAGAGGUCAAAGGUGACCCCUGGGAUCCAGGCCGAAAGCAAGCAGAGACAUCUCCCGCACCGUGUCCACUGAUGAUCGCGCUCACCUCCUUAAACACACUACAAGCUCUUUUUACUCCCCGACAUUUGGAGGCGGGGCCAAAAAAAUUAUUUAUGCUAUUUAUCUCUUGUUUGCCACUCGUUUUCCUACUAAUUGUUGCAUACACCCUGAAUGUAUGGACAGUAAAGCAUUUGUAUUAUCUGUCAUGAACAUGGAGCAGACCAGAUGGGGUUUAAAAAAAUAAAAAAAGAGAAUUAAAGGACUCCUAACAGCAGCGGCCAUGGGGGGGAGUGACAGAAAAAAGUGACCUGCUUUGGAGAAAUGCUUUGUCCAAUGCCUUAACCCCUCCCUCCCACUCACAGACACUGUCAUCUCCUGCAUCCCGUCUCAACACACUGAAGAUGUAUGUAAGCAAGCGCCCUGAUCAUCACCGCCUUUCUACAAUCCUCACCGUCUUUCUUUUCUCUCGAAUGCUAAUGUGAAUGAUUUCAGUUCUGCCGUUAAUGUGUCGUCCAUUCCAAAUAGCCAUGGUUUGAAAGAAACAAAGAAGCUUGAGAAAA